AUGUCGUCCUCCAAUAUAACGCUAUCAUCCAACAUCCUCGGCACAAUCGGCACAGUCCUCUGGUGCAUCCAACUAAUCCCGCAAAUAUGGCACAAUUGGCGUCGGAAGAAUACAGAUGGAUUCCCCGCUUCGAUGAUGUUUCUUUGGGCAUGUUGUUCCGUGCCAAUGGGAGCAUAUCUGGUCCUGCAGAUUCAGCCUCAGAUCUUUGGGUUCUUUUCGCUUAUUAGUUGGGGUCAGUGCAUUUGUAACUCUAUUGCCUGGGUGGUUCUAAUUCUUAUUCUUGAUUUUAAUAGUGACUAUAGCAAAACCAGGGCUUUUUUGGUUUGCUCUGGGAUGAUUGUUUUGUUUGGAGGAUUGGAGGCUAUUCUUAUUCUUACUCUGAGGAUCCCAUAUAACAAUGGCGUAACAUGGCCUGAUAUUGUGGUCGGGGUUGUGGCUACUCUCUUUCUCAGUGCUGGUCUGUUGCCACCUUACUUUGAGUUAUGGAAGAGAGAUGGACGUGUUAUUGGCUUCAAUUGGGUCUUUUUGUCCAUUGAUACACUGGGUGGACUGUUUUCCCUCUUCGCAUUAGCGGCUCAAGGCUCAUUUGAUAUCUUAGGAGGGAUUAUGUAUAUUUUGGUGUAUGUCAUUCUUACUGUAGCUCUUGGAUUGAAACUGACAUACACAUGCAGGGUUGUUCUUGAGUCGGGAAUAUAUAUCAGCCACACCAUCUGGCGAAUUCGGUAUCGCAAGCUGCGCAAAGAGGCAAAGACCAGAGGCAUUAGCAUUGAUGAACUACUUGAUGAAAAUAAUAUUCAAGACACGCAUGACCUCGAAAAAGGGGGGUAUUCCGGGGCCCGAGAAGGCUGA
Penicillium antarcticum is the source of this 849-nucleotide messenger RNA. Its product is annotated as PQ-loop repeat-containing protein. Bases 1 to 849 code for a protein of 282 amino acids. NCBI's taxonomy places the organism in Eukaryota, Fungi, Ascomycota, Eurotiomycetes, Eurotiales, Aspergillaceae. The record is from RefSeq and is a predicted model, not a curated record. The transcript has 7 exons.